UUGACUAAUUGCAGCGCUGAAUAAUACCCUGAUCGAUCAACUUGAUGGGUAAUAUAAUAGGUUCAUUUUUAUCGGGGCUGGGUAAAGUUAUCAGCGAUUUAUUUGGCUCUCCCCUUGAUUUUUUGUCUGGAAAAUCUUGCAGCUCCGUUUGUCAGACAGCAUGGGAUUUCAUCUGUUACAUAGAAAACUUUUGCGUUGCAAAUCUGAUGAAGAUGGCCAUGGUGUUGGCCCUUUGCUACAUAGUUCUCUUGUUUUUCUAUUUGUUAUACAAAGUGGGUAUCUGCAACUGUGUGUGCCGAGGCCUCUGCAGAAUGGUUUGGGCAUGUUGUUCUGCCUGCUUCACUGCCUGCCACUGCGUCUGCACUUUCUGUUGUGUCCGGCUCUUUAAGCUCAAAAGGGUGCGCCGUAGGCAUAGGAGAUGCACCGAAGACUACUUCGACUCGACCUCAACCGAAGAACAAGAAGAUAAUAUUAAUGAUGAAACUUUUUCUGGUUUCAAACAUAAACCCAUUGUGGUUGAAAGCACAAAAUCAUUAACUCAUCGGCGAAGAGAUUACAGACGAAGUCACAUAAGGAAGUCUUUGCGACCGAGGAGGAGUACUCGUCCUACUAGAGUUGGAAUAAGCAAAGAAAGGGUUAAUGAAAUGAAUAGUAGAAGCCAUAGAAAAGAUGGAAACCAUGUAAGCACACCUCAUGACAUUAGGGUUUCUAGGGCGUCUAAGUUUGUGCAGAAGGGCAGCUAUGAGGGUCAGGCAUAUCAUUGGAAACAACGGCGCCAAAGGGCAUUUUAGGUAGCAGGCUGCUGAGAGAGUUGUUUUAUCAUUUGACUUACUCCUGCAGUUCUUUGUUUUUGGAAUUUAAUGUCUCAUGAACAUAAAGUCUGUAGUCAUCUGAGUUUCAUAUGUUUUCAAGUU
This is a messenger RNA of Malania oleifera, 914 nucleotides long. RefSeq lists its product as uncharacterized. The transcript has 3 exons. The record is from RefSeq and is a predicted model, not a curated record. Bases 45 to 791 code for a protein of 248 amino acids. NCBI's taxonomy places the organism in Eukaryota, Viridiplantae, Streptophyta, Magnoliopsida, Santalales, Ximeniaceae.